AUGCCGAGUCGACACGCGCCUGUGCCGAGUCGAGAUCGGAGCCCAUCCAAGCGGGUUCCAGAGCCGCGUCGGAGGCUGAGUCAUCACCGAGCGAUGCGCCCAUCUCGUGUAUCAGCGGGUCCCGCCAAACCGGACCGCGGUUGGAAGCCGGAGAAGCAAGAUGGACGGCUGAGAAGAUUCAAGGACAAGCUGGCGAUCAUCUUCCAUCACCACCACCAUCAUCACCAUCACCACCACCUAGGACAUGUGGACGGUGGCGAUGAUACUAAAAAAGGUGGGGCCCGUCAUCACAGGUCACCGUGGAAGCAUCUUGGGAGGAUUCUCCACCAGAGGAGCGAAGAGGGGCAGGGGAAGUUGUUGACGGAGGUGCACGCGGAACGAGCGGCGGACAGGGCGCCAGCACGGCAUCAGCACGGAUACUUUCGCGAGUUUCUGGAAGCGCUGGUGCGGCACGUGUGGAGGUCGAGGAAGAAGAAGGCGGUCCGGGCCGACCGGGGCCGGUUGGGGAGGUCGGCCAGCCGGGUUCGGGUGAAGAAGCUGCACUGGUGGCAGCGGUUUAGGAGGCGUGGUGGGGUCAAACUGACCAAUGGUAAGAAGCCACGUCUCAGGCUGCGCUUUAGCAAGACAAAUCCUCGAACCUCAAAGAGGCCAGCGGCCGUGUAAUUUCCUCUAUCAAAAAUAUAUAUAACAAAGUAAACUUCGAUGAAUUCAUCAAAUGGUGGUGCGUGAAAUGUAUAUGAUUUCUGUCAUGUUUUUACCAUAUUUCUAAGACACUGGAAACUUUGGCGAUGCGUG
This is a messenger RNA of Phoenix dactylifera (date palm), 795 nucleotides long. NCBI's taxonomy places the organism in Eukaryota, Viridiplantae, Streptophyta, Magnoliopsida, Arecales, Arecaceae. The record is from RefSeq and is a predicted model, not a curated record.